CGCAGCGCGGGCCGGUGGGAGGGAGGGAGGGCGGGCGAGAGGAGAGGACCCAUCACCCGGCACGGGACAGGCCGGACAGAGGGCCCGCCGCAGAAGGCAGAGCUGCCGAGAUCUCAGUCACAGAAAGAGCGACUUCUUCAGGCCCCGCGGGGCCGCGCUCCGGACACCCUCCACUGCGCGCCCGCUCCCUCCAUCCACCUGCCGCCCGGGGUCUGGCCGUCGAAGCGCGCAUCCCCAGGCUUGGGUCAGUUCCCAGCCUUCGAGGGCGCCGCCGCCUCCAUCUCCUCCUCUGUAGCGGCCGCAGACGCAGACGCCCGGGCGGGACCCCGGCGUGAGCACCAGGCGCCCCCCUAGGAGUGCACGACUCCCGGAGCCGCCCUCGAUACGGACCGCGCCCGCCGGGCACACAAGAAUGGUCACUCAGAUACUGGGGGCUAUGGAGUCUCAGGUUGGGGGGGGGCCGGCCGGCCCGGCCCUGCCCAACGGGCCACUCCUUGGGACAAAUGGAGCCACUGACGACAGCAAGACCAACCUCAUCGUCAACUACCUACCCCAGAACAUGACCCAGGACGAGUUCAAGAGUCUCUUCGGCAGCAUCGGGGACAUUGAAUCCUGCAAGUUGGUUCGGGAUAAGAUCACAGGGCAGAGCCUGGGCUAUGGGUUUGUGAACUACUCUGACCCCAGUGAUGCAGACAAAGCCAUCAAUACCCUCAAUGGCCUCAAACUGCAGACGAAGACCAUCAAGGUGUCCUAUGCACGUCCCAGUUCUGCCUCUAUCCGGGAUGCCAACCUGUACGUCAGUGGCCUCCCCAAGACCAUGAGCCAGAAGGAGAUGGAGCAGCUCUUCUCCCAGUACGGCCGGAUCAUCACUUCAAGAAUCCUGCUGGACCAGGCCACAGGUGUCUCUCGGGGUGUGGGAUUCAUCCGCUUUGACAAGAGGAUCGAGGCAGAGGAGGCCAUCAAGGGACUGAAUGGGCAGAAACCACUGGGUGCUGCUGAGCCCAUCACGGUCAAGUUCGCAAACAACCCAAGUCAGAAGACAGGGCAGGCCCUGCUCACCCACCUGUACCAGUCCUCUGCCAGGCGCUACGCUGGCCCCCUGCAUCAUCAGACACAGCGCUUCCGGCUGGACAAUUUGCUCAACAUGGCCUACGGAGUCAAGAGUCCCCUGUCGCUCAUCGCCAGGUUCUCCCCAAUCGCCAUCGAUGGCAUGAGUGGCCUGGCAGGCGUGGGCUUGUCCGGAGGCGCUGCAGGCGCUGGCUGGUGCAUCUUCGUGUACAACCUGUCCCCAGAAGCUGAUGAGAGCGUGCUGUGGCAGCUUUUCGGACCCUUUGGGGCGGUCACCAAUGUCAAGGUCAUCCGAGAUUUCACCACCAACAAGUGCAAGGGUUUCGGCUUCGUCACCAUGACCAACUACGACGAGGCCGCCAUGGCCAUUGCCAGCCUCAAUGGCUACCGCCUGGGCGAGCGCGUGCUGCAGGUGUCCUUCAAGACCAGCAAGCAGCACAAGGCUUGAGCAUUUACCGCCCUCCCUCCCCGGGCAGCAGAGAGAGAGAGAGAGAGAGAGAGAGAGAGAGAGAGAGAGAGAGAGAGAGAGAGAGAGAGAGAGAGAGAGGAAAAGAGAGAGAGUGUGCGCAAUCGCGAGAGCAGGCAGACCCAUACACCUGCAUAAACACCAUAGGGUGAGCAUCCGGAGGGGAGGGUCUGCAGGGAAUUGAGGAAGGGUGUCCCCACCCUGCUCUCCUUGCUUUCCCCACCUCAGGCCGGGGCUUGCUCACUCUCUCGUCUUGGUUUGGUUCAUGGUGAUGGCUUUUGUUUCUUUUUUCGGCUAAAAACAAAAAGAAGAAAGCAGAGAGGAGACCCCCCAUCCCACCUCACCCUUACCACCCUGCAUGGGAUGGCUUAGGGGACACAGUGGUGCCCUACCCAGGCCUCCCUUGUCCAGGCCUGUCCUAUACCGAGAGAAGGGGGAGGGAACAGGUUUAAAAAUCCCCAAAAUGGCAAAAACAAAAACAAAAACAAAAACAAAAACAAAAAAACAUGAAAGAGGGGUAUGGGCAUCCCCAUCCCCCGCCCCAGUCCCUGAGCAGAGAACAGGGAGCAGAGUUGGGGCAGAGCAGGAAGCAGAAAAAAAGGGUGGGGUGGGGUGGGAGGGGAAGAAAAACUCUAUUUUUGUAAAAAGGGAAAAAGACCUCGUGGAGAAUUUUUACUGGGGAUUCUUGAACUUGAAAAAAAAUCACAAAAAAAAAAAAAAAAAAAAAAAAAAAAGAAACUAUUUUGGCAAGUUAUGUUUACCAACUACUGGGGCAGGGGUGCAGGGAGCAGGGCUGAGGGCUGAGAGUCCACAGGGCCGGCAUCACAGGUGUACACACACACACACAGGCACACACACGCACAUAAGCAAACAUGGCCACAAGAAAGGAAGGACAUGCACUUGGAUCUUGGGGACACAGAUACACAACACAGAGAUACGGAAACAUUUCAAGAUCCAUUCAGGAAGGAUGGCCAAAUCUACACCAGAGAACAGAGACACACAGACAGACCCUUGGCGCUGCGUAAACAUAGAUACAGACAUUGGCUGCUUGUCCACAUAGCCAUGUGAUGUGUGAGAUCCACUGUGACAGACCCAUUUGGAUGUACAGUCUGGACACCGUCCCCAGGCAUAGCGGGGACGUAGCUCAGUUGGUAGGACACUUGUCUAACUUUCCUGAAGCCUGGGUUUCGCCCCAGCACUGCAUAAACCUGGUGUGGCACACAGACCUCAUUCAUUCUAGUGCUCAAAUGAUAGUCAGAUCAGAUCAAGACUAGCCUUGGCUACAUAGUGAGUUUAAGGUCAGCCUGGGCUACUUAAGACCCUGUCUCAAAAUGCAAAACCAAAUAGGUCACCUAGAAGCAUACAACACCCAGGGACAAAAGCCCAUGUCCAGAGCAUCCUAUAGGCCCAGACAAGGUGUUCGUACUUAAGACCCUGGCCCAGUUACUUCCUCCAGCCAGGCUGGUCCCACCACUUCUCCCUGGGCUCCCAACGAGCCCCAGCCCUGGGUUCUCUACACAAACUCCUUAGCUCACCAGGGGCCUCCCUGCUGCCCAACACACAGACGUACACACACACGGCGUCCAUGCAUCCAAACACACGAUACCUCGUUCUACUUUGGCAUCACCGUGGGCUGGAGGGGGCUCUCACUCCCCACAACACUGAGGCCAAAGGACCCCCCUGUCCCUGGGUCUGGGGAGAGGUCUGCAGUCCUCCUCCCUCAAGUAGGGCCAGAGUGCUCCCUACCUGCAAACAAGCACCCAGCACACUCCAGCAGACCCAGGGGUGGAUGGACCCAAGGUGUCCCCCACCCCGUCCACUUGUCGCCCUCUUUUGAUUGUUGGGUUUUUUUUGUCUUUUCCGGAUUGUGGGGGAAUCAUGGAUGCAGCCUUCGUGAGCCCCGGCCCGGCUUCUGAAUGGAUUUUGCAGCCAUACCCCACACACACCCUGACUUUUCAUUCUUUUAUGCAAGUUCCAACAGAAGCCACAGGCUGGAGCCCUGGGAGCCCCAAACCUUCAACCCACCCCACAGUGGGCCCAGUCACAACCAAGAACCGUGAAGCCCCUACCCCCACUCUACACUCUAGGUUCUAGUUGCUUUCUUCCGGCGUCCUCUGCCUUUGGUGUCUGGCCACGGCCCCAUUUGAGCGUCCAACUCUCUCUCCCCACCCCUCCUGGUGUUGUUCUUAACCGUCUGUGGAGUUUCUGCUGCAAGGAACAAAAAGAAAAAAAAAAAAAAUU
Molecule: messenger RNA, 3775 nt
Organism: Mus pahari (shrew mouse)
Lineage: Eukaryota; Metazoa; Chordata; Mammalia; Rodentia; Muridae
Gene: Elavl3
Product: ELAV like RNA binding protein 3
Exons: 7
Coding region: 413-1516 (367 amino acids)
Cellular component (GO): ribonucleoprotein complex
Molecular function (GO): RNA binding
Source: RefSeq, a predicted model, not a curated record